UGCAGUAAACCUGCAAGCUAUCUUAACAUUGAGUCAUUGAAGUUGGGUCAACUAGAUGCUCAUAAAUGCCUUUUAAGCCAAUAACUAAAUCAUUUUCCAAUUGAUUUGAAAGUUAAUCAUAAGCUCCAAAAUAUCACAAUUCAUCUGUUAAAAUGGGUUGAGCUUUUCUAUCCCACAUUUGGUCAGUGGUGUUUCCAUUGUAAAUUAAAUUCUUACUGUUCAGAACAAAAAGGUAACACUUGUAAUGAUUUCUUUUGUCAAAGGAUUGACCAUAAUCCCUUUUCUUCAUAACCAAUGGAUUAGUCUUUGAUCUCUUGUAUAUUUUUUAAAUAUUAAGACCCAAGGCAUUGACCUGCCUCUUUGGAAUAGUUAUUUCUUAUUGAUAAAUGUACCUAUGAUUGGCUAUCAAAUUGGAUUUCUUGACAAUAGAAUUUGUACCGUGAAGUUUUGAACAUUAGUUCAAGAAAUAAUGAAGACCAAGCUAGUUUUUGUUGUUCUGUUUCUUAUUUGGACAACUUGUGAGAUUCAAGUGAAAGGUGCAGUAUUUUCAGACACCUCAUCUCUGUAUCAGGAUCUUUUCACAAACUAUUCAUCAGAUCUACGACCACAAGCAGAUCUAUCACAACCAAUAAAAAUUGGUAUUAAGUUAUAUUUAUUCUCCAUCAACAACUUUGAUGAGAUUUCUGGCAUUCUUUCUGCUGUGGUUGGAAUUUCAAUGCAGUUGAAAGACUUCCGCCUUGGGUGGACACCUAGCAGCUAUGGUGGAGUGAAUACUCUAACAGUUCCAAAGGACAAAAUAUGGACACCAAACAUUUAUUUGAUAGAUCCUGCCAAUGAGAUGAAGGCUAUUGGUGAUGGGAAAGUAAUUGGGAGAAUACUCUUUGAUGGAUCUGUGAUUUGGUCACCUGGAGGAUUGGUGCAGUCACUUUGCAAUGUAAACAUGUAUUCUUUCCCAUUUGACACCCAGGUCUGUACCAUAACAUUCACACUUUGGGGGUAUUUAUCAGCGGAAGCUAUUUUGGAGCCUCUUGAUAACAUUACUAGCGUAGAUUCAUUAUUCUACACAGAGAAUGGCCAGUGGGAAAUGAAAAAGGCUAUCCUGAUUCCUUUGGAUAACGGAUCACGAAGCUCAUUGUUGCAAGUUCAACUGACAUUGCGUAGAAGGGCCUUAUACUUUGUUAUUAACAUGCUAGCUCCAAUACUCCUUCUCUCAGUUCUGAAUCCCCUUGUGUUUAUUCUUCCCGUGGAUAGUGGUGAGCGUGUGUCUUUUGCUGUUACCAUUUUCCUUUCAUUUGCUGUGUUCCUAACUCUCAUCAAUGAUAACAUGCCAAAGUCAUCUGAGCCCAUGGCAGCAAUUUCCUAUUUUUUAAUUGUAAUAAUGUGUAUGAGCACACUUAUAAUUGUAUUUACUAUUUUAAAUUUAUAUUUACACUUCAAAGAAGAAGAGAAAGAAGUUAAUAAGAAAUUGGUACUGCUUCUGAGGUAUUUGAAACUAAGCUGGCUGUUUAAAAGAUACAGGAUGAAAGGCACUCGGAUCACAGUCUCCAGCAAAGAGAAUAACAAGUGCUCAGAAAACAGGACAGAUAAUAGUAAUCUGGAACAAAUUGAAAGAGAAAAGACUGAUGUGGUCAAAAUGAAUUGGAAAUCUCUAGCUAAUGAGUACGAUAGAAUAUUGAUGUACUACUACUAUGUCCUGAUAUUUUUUGUGUGGAUUAUUUUGGUUUUGUUAUUAUCGGUCUAAUCUUUAAAUCUUUGUAUAUACACAUUUAUUUAAAAAAGUUUUUUUUAAUGCAAACGCUGGCAUUUAUACAAACAAAAUAUACAAUCAAGCUUUUAGAUGAUUUGGUCUAACAUUUGUUUGAUGGAAUAUAUGUCUAUUUUAUAUUUAUCUUUAUGUAUCCCUUUUUGCAAGUUACAUUUGUAUUUUAAAAAAGUGUAAAUUUAUCCGAAAUUCCUGUAAAAGCAUAAGCAGAGGAAAGUUUUAAUGAAACAUGCAAACAGUGCUUUGUGUACAAAUCCAGCAGAUGCUUUAUUACCUGUAAACAUCCACUUUUUGAUCAAGUAAUAGGUUGAUUAGUUCUUUAUCAUUAGCAUUACCUAAUCAUUGGAUCAGCGCGUUUUAACAAAUUAGAUCAAAAUCUGUUCUGUGUAGAGGUCAAUCCAUUGAAUUCAUUACCUUAACUGAUUCUAUCACCAUUUAUAUAAUCCUAUCUCUGAAUACACAUAAGCAAAUUCAUUAUCAAAUACCGAUAACUAAUCUAAUCUAUUUACCUGAUGUACCAUGGGUCUUCUGAUGAACUUGUGUCAUUGAAUGCAUUUAUUAAUUGAACCUUUUUGUAAAUAUGGUCAAUGCAUUAAAAAUUAUUCAGUGGAACCAACUUGU
Molecule: messenger RNA, 2383 nt
Organism: Magallana angulata
Lineage: Eukaryota; Metazoa; Mollusca; Bivalvia; Ostreida; Ostreidae
Product: neuronal acetylcholine receptor subunit alpha-6-like
Exons: 1
Coding region: 470-1741 (423 amino acids)
Biological process (GO): regulation of membrane potential; nervous system process; signal transduction
Cellular component (GO): synapse; neuron projection; membrane
Molecular function (GO): transmembrane signaling receptor activity; extracellular ligand-gated monoatomic ion channel activity; neurotransmitter receptor activity
Source: RefSeq, a predicted model, not a curated record